Aphis gossypii (cotton aphid) is the source of this 2612-nucleotide messenger RNA. RefSeq names its product coiled-coil domain-containing protein 110-like. The transcript is spliced from 6 exons. The record is from RefSeq and is a predicted model, not a curated record. Lineage: Eukaryota; Metazoa; Arthropoda; Insecta; Hemiptera; Aphididae. Bases 169 to 2574 code for a protein of 801 amino acids.
ACCGAAAGAAGAAUAAUAGCAAUAAUAAUAUAAUCUAUGACUAUAACAAUUAAACCGUUAUCGAACUAUUUUUCCAACGAUCGAUAAUUCGUAAAAUUAAAAAAUACAUGUAUUCUGUCUUUGCAGUAUAUAUAUUUGUAUCUACACGUUGAAAUAAAAGCAAAAACAAUGUCUGAUAAAUUACAACAAACUAACAGUAGUAAUCAAACGACAAAUAAUGAUGAAAGCAAAAAGGACGAGGUAAUAACGUUUAAUUACAAACAUAGUGGAAGGGGAUCAUCGUCAGAUAUAACAGAAAACAAGAUUGUGGUAUUGGACUACACGACUGCAGGUAGGCACAUUAAUCUGAAUCUUAAUUCAUUUAAUAAUUUAAACAGCGAAACAAUAAUUUUAUACAAAUUGAAUAUUUCUUAUGAAGAUAUUGUUAAAACGUUUAAAGAAAAACUUACGUCGAAAAUUGUAAACGGUAAAUACGUCAUAAGUGAUAAAGAUGCUAUUAAUUUGGACAAAAUGAUAGGAUUAGCAUGUAUUGCUAUGAGUGAAUCUGAAAAAAAUAACAAACAAUUAAGGACCAGGAACAGAAUUUUACAGAAUCAAUAUGAAAAUUAUAGCUGUGUGGUUAAAGAAUGCAAUAGGCUUAAAUCUGAAAUGGAUAAAAUAAUAACUAAUCUUUGUUUAGCAUUAGGUCGUAGAUUCAAUGACAAGGAAGAUGUUAUGCAUUUGACCAAUAUUUGCGCUGCGUUAGUUGCACGUGAAAAUGAAUAUCAUUACAUAUUAAUGGAAAACGAAAAGUUGAAAAAUAUUUUUAAUAAACAACUGAUGAAUAUACGCGUGAAAACGUUAAAUAAUUAUGAUGAAAUUUUACACAGUGUAGAAAAAUUAAAAGAAGAAUUGUUUAUCAAAGAUUUAAAAAUAUCUCAGUUGAAAGAUGAUAUAUAUUCGAUAAAUGAAGAAAAAAAUAUACAAUUACAACUAUUACGUGAAAAUGUGUCAGAGUUUUCUAAAGAAUUGAUUGAUGAAAAUUUCCAUGGCGCAAUUGAUAGUCCGGAAAAUAAUAACGAAUUGUACGAAGGCAAAAUGUUGAUCACUGAACAAAUCAAUCAGAUCCAAGGAUCUAGCGACUUCGAAUCUGAAAACCACCAAUUGAGUGAUCUAAUUAAUAUGCUUGCGAAAUUAACAGCCGAUAAAGAAGAAAAUUUAAAAACGACUAAUAGAAGUUUAAUUAGAAAUAUUGAAGACAAGAAUCAACAACUAAUAAAAGAAAUUGACGAUCAUAAAGAAUGGCAAAAACAUUUGGAAAACGAGAACGAAAAACUAAAUUAUGAAAUCGAAGAUCUUAAACAGGUCCAAAAAGUGUUAAUUGAUAAAGAAAACAAACAUAAAAAUCUCAAAGAAGAUUAUUCGAAAAUGCAAUUAAUGUACGACAAGCUAAAUAAAGAAAAUGAGUACGUAUUAACGUUGCUCGACGACUACCGACAACGAUUGGCUGACCGAGAAAUGAAAUUUGUCGAUAGUAAUAACCUAGUUAAAGCACUUCAAUCAAAUUUAACAGAACAGAUGAAUAAAUUCAAAUUUGUGAAUGAAAUGUACAACAAAGAAAAAGAAAAAUGUCAGAUAAAUGAAACUUACACACAACAAAUGGUUGAUGAAUUUACUAGCCAGCUCCACGAAAAAGAUACGAACAUCGCAUUGAUACGAAAUGAGUGUAAUGAUUUGAAACAUCACAUUGAGUCAGUAGAAGCUGAUAUCGAAAAUUUAAAACACAAGACUAUUACCUUAGAGUAUGUGUUGAACGAGAAAAAUAAAACUAUAAAAAACAUGUUAAAAGCCCAAAGCAAACAGCAGCACGGAUCAACUUCGCGGUCGUCUUUGUUGUUAUCCGAUAAUCAACUGCACAUUAUCAGUCAAUUAGAGCAGCAAAUGGAAAUACUACUUGACAAUUUAUUGACCUGGCAAAAUAUUAUAAUCAGUUACGAGAAAGUGUUGUACAACAUGCAAAACGCUGUCCAGCAACAAUCUAAGAAAAGAAACUACUGGAUAACCAGAUAUCAACAUCUUAAAGACAUUGAAUACAAAGCAACGUUGACAGAAAAAUUAACCAAAGAAAAAGAAGUAAUUUUAUUAGAACACCAGAAGGAAAUGGAAGAUGUAAAAGAAAAAUACAAUUCUAAAAUCGCACACAUGUCAGAUACAGAAGCUAAAUUGAGAAAUGAAAUUCGAAGUUUAAAGGACAGUUUAAAAUUUAAAAGUGCACAGAUAACGAUGGCCGAACAUUUAGCAAGUUCACAGUUAAAAGAAUCUCUUACCACUAUUCAACAGUUAACUGAGAUAUCUAAUAUUCAAUCAUUAAAAUUAAAAAACGUACAAAAUGGAACUCCCAAAAGGUGCUGUGAUAUACAUUUAUUGAAGACCUCAAACAAGCGAAACCAGCAAAUGGAAGGUUUGGUCGAUUAUAUGUUGAAACUUAAAUCGGAGAAUAAAUUGAUGAAAAAACUUUGUGAAGUUCGCAACGAAAGAGUGCAAUUACUUGAUAACUGUCGCUGCAAAUGUAUAAGGACAACAAAAAUGAAAUAAGUUAUUUAAUUUGUUUUAUGUUACUACUAGUAGUUUAA